AUGCCAUUUAUCUGGCUACUGAAGUCCAAAGAGCUAUCAUCGAACUUUAGCUAUCCAGAGGCAAACGCUGCACGUCGACUUCUUGCUGGCUGGGCUCUUCGCCCAGGGUCUCAUGUUCAAGCAGAAGCAAAACUGAUUACUAGAAGGUUAAUAACGUCUUCAGUUCUGAGGGAUAUCUUCUUCAAAGCAUCACCUCAUAUUUCUAGACGAAGUCGGCUCCUCCCCUACAGCAACGCGAGUCUUGCCAGAGCAACAAUUCGUACAACUCCACGGUCCGGCUUCAUGCACUUCCAGACUCAAAAAGACCUGCCGGAUCCUGAAUUGCCACAUCGUGAUGUGGAAAAGUGUGAUUUUAUCGAAGACUAUAGAUCGGGCACCGUGUUUGACGUAAUAGGCUCGGUUGGUGGUUUGUUCGCGCUACUGCACGCUGUACACGUAUUACUUUUCGGUAGACCGUUGCUUUGGGGUCUGACAGGGGCCAAGCUUAUCACGCCAUUUGGAUUAAUCGGAAGAUACAGUUCAGCGAGCUUCAAGAGUCGCCUAAGAAGGGAGUACCAUGAAUCACCUAACGAGGACGGCGCUGGAACAAUACAGAUAGUCAAGUUCCUGCGGGAUUUCGUGAUUGAUUUUGGACCUGCGGAGUUGGACCGGGAUGAACACUCCUCAGACGAGCACAUGAAUUCUAACUCGAUCACCGACAACGAAGGUACAACUUCUGCGCAAAUUCCAUUGAUGAAUGUGGAAUCCGACACGACCAAGACUCAACAGAAGGAGAACGAAGUGAAUGGGAAAGUAGAUACCAGGUACAAUCGCGCGGAUAGCAUUGUGUAG
Messenger RNA from Rhizoctonia solani, 831 nucleotides. RefSeq names its product deuterolysin metalloprotease (M35) family containing protein. Lineage: Eukaryota; Fungi; Basidiomycota; Agaricomycetes; Cantharellales; Ceratobasidiaceae. The record is from RefSeq and is a predicted model, not a curated record. The coding region runs from base 1 to 831 and encodes 276 amino acids. The transcript has 4 exons.